AUGGCCGCGUCGAUCUUCGAAACUCCUACCAAGAAGGCCGCUGCCUCCUUUGAUGACCUCACUCUCGACUCGCCCGUCAAGCCUUCCUCUACUCUCGAGAAGCUCAUGGCCGUACGUAAGGAGGAGGACAAGAAGACCGAGGCUGAGGAGCCAGUGGACGAGUAUCGUACUCGUUUUGUUGGCGAUGUUGACGUCGACGAGAAGGAUGAGCCACUACUAAAGGAGACUCAACGCCGCUUCGUCUUAUUUCCUAUCCAGUACCGUGAAAUCUGGCAGAUGUACAAAAAAGCUGAGGCCAGUUUCUGGACUGCCGAAGAGAUAGACUUGUCCAAGGAUCUAAGUGACUGGGAGGACAAGCUUAAUGACAACGAACGUCAUUUUAUUAGUCAUGUCCUUGCCUUUUUCGCUGCGUCUGAUGGAAUCGUCAAUGAGAACCUUGUUGAGCGCUUCAGCUCUGAGGUACAAGCCGCUGAGGCGCGGUGCUUUUAUGGCUUCCAGAUUAUGAUGGAGAACAUCCACUCCGAAACAUACUCACUCCUCAUUGACACCUACAUCAAAGAUCCUGCCCAGCGCGAUCAUCUCUUUGAUGCCAUUGAGACUAUUCCAUGUAUCAAGCGCAAGGCUGAUUGGGCGCUCAAAUGGGUUUCUGAUAAGCAUUCUACUUUCGCCGAACGCCUCAUCGCCUUCGCGGCUGUGGAGGGGAUAUUCUUUUCUGGAUCAUUCGCCUCCAUUUUCUGGCUCAAGAAGCGUGGUCUCAUGCCUGGCCUGACAUUCUCUAAUGAGCUUAUUAGCCGCGAUGAAGGGAUGCACACCGAUUUCGCAUGUCUGUUGUUCAGCCAUCUGCGCAAGCGCCCCCAUCCGGAGACUAUACGCCGUAUCAUCACGGAAGCUGUCGACAUUGAGGUCGAGUUCUUGACUGAUGCGCUUCCCGUGAGCUUGAUUGGCAUGAACGCUACCCUGAUGAAGCAGUACAUCGAGUUUGUUGCCGACCGCCUCCUUAUAUCGUUGGGGAAUGACAAGCACUAUCACUCGGGGAAUCCUUUCGACUUUAUGGAUAUGAUUUCACUUCAGGGCAAGACCAACUUCUUUGAGAAGCGUGUGUCUGAUUACCGGAAGGCCAAUAUCAACACUGAUUUGGUGCCGGCUGCGUCUACGACAUCUGUGACGCCAUUGGCUGAGCCUUCCGUGCCUUCUAAACUAUUUUCCCUGGAUGAGGAUUUCUAGGCUGAGAAUAGAUGGUCUCACGGUCUCGUGCCCCCCAUUACAUUGAUUUAUAUAUUACUCUUUCUAACUCCGCUUCCAUUUCCAACUGAACAAUUUCCCUACUCCAUAUACAUAUUCCCCAACAUCGCCCCCCAUCACCCAGUUAGGUGCAUGAUAUAAUGUAGACUUUGAGCCCGAUGCCGUCCCCUCCCUCCCCCGCUCCUACGAUUCCCAGCUCUCACGUUCCGCAGUGUUCUGUUUGUCACUCGUACUUGGCUAUUUAUUAUUCCCCCGCUAGUUUUGUUCAUGUGUACUCUCAAAUGCAUCCCAACUUGUAUCGCGAU
Cantharellus anzutake is the source of this 1547-nucleotide messenger RNA. Its product is annotated as putative small subunit of ribonucleotide reductase. Gene Ontology annotation, molecular function: oxidoreductase activity. Lineage: Eukaryota; Fungi; Basidiomycota; Agaricomycetes; Cantharellales; Hydnaceae. The transcript has 6 exons. Bases 1 to 1224 code for a protein of 407 amino acids. The record is from RefSeq and is a predicted model, not a curated record. Gene Ontology annotation, biological process: deoxyribonucleotide biosynthetic process.